AUGGUGUUAAAGUUUGGUUUCAAAACAAUGGAACCUGUAUCAAGACAAUUUUGUAUGGACAGUCUAAACGGAUGUCCUCUUUCACCACAGACCAAUUUUACCAUCGAAAGAUCUUUUAACCUUUCUAAUAUUCCUGUGUAUCCAUUGGCCGACAUUACAGCUCAGUACUCGGCAAUUACUGCAGACAGUCAUCUCGUCUGUAUUCAAUUAGCACCAGUCGGUUAUCAACACCCUACCUGGCGAAAUAUAUUCACCUGGCUACCCAUUGGUUUUACAGCCUUUGCAGCAAUCCUCUCUUUAGUUACAUCCUUUAAAGUCUUUCACAGCGACGAUGGGGAUGCAGCAGCAGGUCAUGAUAUUUUUUUGUUUGGCUCGAAUUAUGCCAUGUUACCCGGUGUCUUACGAUUAAAAACACCGGGUUUUUUUGAUCUUGUCUUUUACGCUCAAUUCAUCGUGACCGUAGGUCAGUUCAAUAUUGAGUAUCCAAGAUUCCACGCUUUAUUCACCUCCAACUUUUCCUGGAGUUUUCUAUUGUUCAAUCACUCCGAAUGGUUGAAUCAGAUCAUUUCGAGCCUAUUUCAGGCUUCUGCAUCUUCUGCAGACUCGAUCUCUUCAGUUCCUGGACAGAUCUUGAAUAAACGACAAGAAAUUUUGAAUGUCACAGAUGAUUCGAACAAUGUCGUUGUUGUGGGCACAGGCAUGGCCGAUUUUGCAAUUGCUACAGGCAUUGAUAUCAAUGCGCUUUUCUUUACAUUGAUGCGUCUGCUUGGCUCUUUGUUUUAUUGUAUGGACAGCUCUAUAUAUUGCUGGAAAAUCAACAGACCGCAUCAGUCUUUUGAAAAACGCAAGCAAGAUGUGGGACUUUACUCUCGGUAA
This is a messenger RNA of Mucor mucedo, 876 nucleotides long. RefSeq lists its product as uncharacterized. The coding region runs from base 1 to 876 and encodes 291 amino acids. The transcript has 3 exons. NCBI's taxonomy places the organism in Eukaryota, Fungi, Mucoromycota, Mucoromycetes, Mucorales, Mucoraceae. The record is from RefSeq and is a predicted model, not a curated record. Gene Ontology annotation, biological process: transmembrane transport.